Cloeon dipterum is the source of this 1643-nucleotide messenger RNA. RefSeq names its product LIM domain-containing protein jub (gene jub). Gene Ontology annotation, molecular function: transcription corepressor activity. The record is from RefSeq and is a predicted model, not a curated record. Lineage: Eukaryota; Metazoa; Arthropoda; Insecta; Ephemeroptera; Baetidae. Gene Ontology annotation, biological process: positive regulation of miRNA-mediated gene silencing; regulation of DNA-templated transcription; cytoskeleton organization. Gene Ontology annotation, cellular component: transcription regulator complex; adherens junction; P-body. Bases 177 to 1448 code for a protein of 423 amino acids. The transcript is spliced from 7 exons.
UGUAAAAUCAGUGCAGACUGGAGACUGGGGCGGCGCAGGUGCAUUUUGCAGGUGGUGCACGCUUGACCGGCUCAUUCAGGUUCAGGUCGCGUGGGCCGGAAGCCUCGGAGGUGGGCCUUUGGAUCGGGGCAGGGUCAGGGUCGGUGGAGAUCAGGGCGAGAAGCAGGCGGGACAAGAUGCAGCAGCAGCAGGGGCCGCCGCAGGGCUCGGCCGACCUUCAGCCGCUCUACGAGAACCUGUUCAACCUGCAGGCGGCCGCUGCGGGGCCGCGGCGGAGCCGGGCGCCGCCCUACGAGGCGCCGCCGCUCUACGAGAACGUGCAGGCCGUGGCGGCGCGCAUGUCCGGCCUCUACCUCGGCGGCCACGGCGGCGGCCACCCGGCCGUCCCGGUGACCCCGGCGCCGCAGCCCGCCGUGCAGCUGCGCUCGGCGGCGCCGCCCGUCGCCACGGGGCUCACGGUCAGCGAGCCGCAGGGCAAGGACGGCCAGCUGCCCGGCGCCGAGCGCCAGCACGCAACCUCGCCGCCGCUCCCGUCGCCGCCCGUCGCCGCCGGCGCCGCCACGCACUCUCCGCGCGCCGAGUACGUCGUCAUGAAGCCGGCCGCCGCGCCAGUCAAGCCUCCCAAGGUGCGGAUGAAGCCGGGGGGCGGCGGAGGGAAGAACCUGCUGCCGUUCAUCGUGACGACGGGCAAGAAGAAGGGUCCGUCGGAGGCCGAGCUGAAAAUCGAGGAGCUGACGCGGCAGCUGGAGGAGGAAAUGGAGCGGCAGGAGGAGGAGGGCGAGUACUUUGGCGUCUGCCACACCUGCUCCGAGAAGGUGACGGGGUCAGGGCAGGCGUGCCAGGCGAUGGGCAACCUGUACCACACCAAAUGCUUCAUCUGCUGCUCGUGCGGCCGCGCCCUCCGCGGAAAGGCCUUCUACAACGUCCACGGACGCGUCUACUGCGAGGAGGACUACCUGGCGAGUGACGACGCAAUUCUCUACUCUGGCUUCCAGCAGACGGCCGAGAAAUGUGCCAUCUGCGGACACCUCAUCAUGGAAAUGAUCCUGCAGGCGAUGGGCCGGUCGUACCACCCUGGCUGCUUCCGGUGCUGCGUGUGCAACGAGUGCCUCGACGGCGUCCCCUUCACUGUCGACGUCGACCACAAGAUUUACUGCGUCAACGACUACCACAGGAUGUUUGCGCCAAAGUGCGCGGCGUGCGGCAAUGGAAUCACGCCGGUGGAGGGCACAGAGGAGACGGUGCGCGUCGUGUCGAUGAACAAGGACUUCCAUGUGGACUGCUACGUGUGCGAGGAGUGUGGCGUGCAGCUGACCGACGAGCCGGACAAGCGCUGCUACCCGCUGGAAGGCUGCCUCCUCUGCAGGGCGUGCCACCUGCUCCGGAUCAGCGCCAACCCCGCCGAGCAGCCCACGGCCGUCGCCGCCAGUUACAAGUACGUCAUCUGAACGCCAACCACGGCCUGCAGCUAUUUCCGCCGCCUCCAAAGAUGCAUUAUUCCGAGCAAACUCUCUUGCAUUUAUCUUUAAUUUUUGUUCAGCCGCUUCUUUUCAAAUGGUUACUAUUUUUAAUAUUGAGUUUCCCCAGAUUUAUUUACAUCGUGGGUUUCUGAACAAUAAAAACGAAUACUUUUAAGGAUAACA